Messenger RNA from Kazachstania africana CBS 2517, 1275 nucleotides. RefSeq names its product AAA family ATPase VPS4 (gene VPS4). The coding region runs from base 1 to 1275 and encodes 424 amino acids. The record is from RefSeq and is a predicted model, not a curated record. Lineage: Eukaryota; Fungi; Ascomycota; Saccharomycetes; Saccharomycetales; Saccharomycetaceae. Gene Ontology annotation, molecular function: ATP binding; ATP hydrolysis activity. The transcript has a single exon. Gene Ontology annotation, biological process: endosomal transport; vacuole organization.
AUGAGUACUGGAGAUUUCCUGGCCAAGGGAAUAGAUUUGGUUCAAAAAGCUAUUGAUUUGGACACCGCUACGCAAUACAAUGAAGCUUACAAAGCAUAUUACAAUGGGUUAGAUUAUCUGAUGUUAGCUUUGAAAUACGAGAAAAAUCCCAAAUCUAAGGAACUGAUUAGGGCCAAGUUCACUGAGUAUUUGAAUAGGGCAGAACAAUUGAAAAAACAUCUCGACGAAGAGACAAAACAGGAGGAAAAACCUAAAAAAAUCAGUAAUGAUGAUAAUAAUACGAAUAACGACUCUGAUAAUAAGAAGCUUAGAGGGGCAUUAUCGGGGGCAAUCUUGAGUGAAAAGCCAAAUGUGAAAUGGGAAGAUGUUGCUGGGUUGGAAGGUGCUAAAGAAGCCUUAAAAGAAGCAGUUAUCUUACCCGUCAAAUUUCCACAUCUAUUUAGGGGCAAUCGAAAACCAACAAAUGGUAUUCUAUUGUACGGCCCUCCAGGUACUGGUAAAUCAUAUUUAGCAAAGGCAGUUGCCACAGAGGCAAAUUCCACUUUUUUCAGUGUCAGUUCGAGUGAUCUGGUGUCAAAGUGGAUGGGUGAGUCUGAAAAAUUGGUGAAAAAUCUGUUCGAGAUGGCUCGUGAGAAUAAACCUUCUAUCAUAUUCAUUGAUGAAGUUGAUGCAUUGACUGGCCAAAGAGGUGAAGGUGAAAGUGAGGCCUCUAGAAGAAUCAAAACCGAAUUGUUGGUUCAAAUGAAUGGUGUAGGAAAUGAAUCCCAAGGUGUUCUUGUGCUGGGUGCAACGAAUAUUCCUUGGCAAUUAGAUAGUGCCAUUAGAAGAAGAUUUGAAAAGAGAAUAUAUAUCCCAUUACCUGAUCUUGCGGCAAGGACCAGAAUGUUUGAAAUCAACAUUGGUGAUACACCAUGUAACUUAGCAAAAGAAGACUAUAGAUCAUUGGCGCAAUUAACAGACGGUUAUUCAGGUAGUGAUAUUGCAGUAGCUGUAAAAGAUGCAUUGAUGGAGCCUAUCAGAAAAAUUCAAGGCGCAACACAUUUCAAGGAUGUCUCUGAAGAUCCUGACCAAAAAAAACUGACACCAUGCUCACCAGGUGAUGAUGGUGCCAUUGAAAUGAGUUGGGUUGAUAUUGAAGCAGAUGAGUUAAAGGAGCCUGAUUUGACUAUAAAAGACUUCCUAAAGGCAAUCAAGAUUACGAGACCUACAGUGAACGAGGAAGACUUACACAAGCAAGAAGAGUUCACUAGAGACUUUGGUCAAGAAGGUAACUGA